Molecule: messenger RNA, 465 nt
Organism: Gregarina niphandrodes
Lineage: Eukaryota; Apicomplexa; Conoidasida; Eugregarinorida; Gregarinidae
Product: integrase core domain protein
Exons: 1
Coding region: 1-465 (154 amino acids)
Biological process (GO): DNA integration
Molecular function (GO): nucleic acid binding
Source: RefSeq, a predicted model, not a curated record
AUGGCGUCAUUUCUCGACAGAGUCAGCCUAGACCUGAUCGGACCACGCAUGUUCAAAGGCAACACCCACUACAUACUUGUGAUUAUAGAUACAGCAACACGGUUCCUAGUAACCCGAGUGAUCCAAAGCAAAGAAGCGCAGGUGAUAACUGACGCCUUUGCACAAGGAUUCGUUGCGUACUUCGGUGUGCCGCGGCAGGUCUACGUAGACAACGGCAGUGAGUUCGAAGGCGCGUUUGCAGCGUUCAUAACAAAAGUAUUACGGGUGGACAUCGUAAAGUCACCACCAUACGUGCCAAGGAGCAACGGCAUAAACGAAAGCAGUCACAAAGCCCUCGAGAGCCAAAUCGCGAAAAUCAACGCGGACUCCCCAAAUGACAGCUACGAACUGCUAGUUGCCCUAGCAACGUACACGCACAACGCGACCCCGCACGCCGCUACAGGCUUAGCGCCGAUGACGCCGUAA